This is a messenger RNA of Ipomoea triloba (trilobed morning glory), 1581 nucleotides long. RefSeq lists its product as uncharacterized. The transcript is spliced from 2 exons. The record is from RefSeq and is a predicted model, not a curated record. Bases 1 to 1581 code for a protein of 526 amino acids. NCBI's taxonomy places the organism in Eukaryota, Viridiplantae, Streptophyta, Magnoliopsida, Solanales, Convolvulaceae.
AUGUGCCGGGCGUUUUAUUCAACAUUGACCGGACGAGCGGCAGAGUGGUUCCGUACUUUGGAGCCAGGUUCCAUUUCCAAUUUCCGAGACCUAGCCUGGAGGUUUGUUGAUCCUUUCGCCAUGUCAAAGACCGUGAAGAAACAUUUCUCGCAUCUGGAAAACGCCAAGCAGUUAGAUGGCGAAUCGCUCUCCGUAUUUAUCGAACGCUGGAAUAAGGAGAUGGCGGAGAUCGAGCCCGUCGAUGAUGUCACCGCCACUAAUCUCUUGCUGAACUCUCUGAGUGCGGGAAAUUUAUACCAGGAUCUUAUCCUCCGGCCCCCGUCCUGUUACGAGGACGUCGUGCGCAGGGUGGUCGCCCACGCCACCGCCACAGAGGCGAACUCAGCCAAAAGAAUGAUGGAGACUAGGGGGCCAAGGAGGGAUCAAGGUCAGCGAGAUAGACGCCUGAACAAUCUGCGACAGAAGGACCGCGAUGGAAACCCGAUCUACACCCCGCUGACCAGAUCGCUGCCUGCCCUGGCCAUAGACGGCCCGGACAAAGAUAAGUACUAUGCGUAUCAUCGCAAUUGGGGACACGACACCGAAGAGUGUCAUGUGCUUAAGGGCCUGAUCGAAGACCUGCUGCAUACCGGAGAAUUGGCCCAGUUCGCCGAGAAGAAGAAGAAGAACCGGCGAGGGUGGAGAAAAUACUUCAAGAAGGAUAAGGAUAAGAAAGACAAGGAUCUCGACCUGGACAGAGAGCCUCUGGCUGCCGCUCAGAAGCAGGUUAUUCAUGUGAUAUUUGGAGGACCGGAGGGUGGUGACACGGCCGGAGACCGUCGUAACUGGGCCCGUGACCUACAUGUCGCCCUAGUAGAGGAAACAAACCCGGUGAAAAGGACGAAGAUGGAGCCCAUUGUGUUCACCGACCGGGACCUGCCGAGCAGCGCCGACUGCGCGACCGAAGCGUUGGUGAUAACCAUAGACAUCAACGGCGUCGACGUCCAAAGAGUCAUGGUGGACACGGGCUCGAGCGUGAAUGUUAUGUAUUUAGACGUCUUCCGAAAGCUCCAGUUGGACCGAUCCCAGCUAACGCCCGUCAGAACCCCGCUCUCGGCUUUCACAGGAGCAAUGAUCCAUCCGGAGGGAGUAGCCCGUCUGCCUGUGGAGGUCGGGACCGUUCCGAGGGUGCUCCGUGUAACGAUGGAGUUCAUCAUCGUCGACCUGGCAUGUGUUCAUAACGUCAUUCUUGGUAGGCCGGGGAUCUCACAACUCGGUGCAAUAAUAUCAAUGCCACAUCUAUGCAUGAAGUUUCAAACACCGGAAGGCGUGGGCACGGUUAGAGGAGACCCCCAAUCGGCCAGACGAUGCUAUGUCCGGGCCGUACAAAAACAGGACGCCAGCACGUCCCGAGUGAACACCAUCAGUAAAAGGAAGGAGGACGUCCGGAUUGAGCGCCUCGAGCCGUCGGAAGAGGUGGAGCUGGUGGCGCUGUCGGAGUCCCGACCGGAACGUACGGUGAAGAUUGGCUCGGCUUUAUCCCCUGAUUUGCGGACCGCCAUCGUCGCCGUCCUUCGAGAAUACACCGACAUCUUUGCCUAG